CCAGCAUCAGGGAAUUUCCGCCUUGUGGAUUUUUCACGCCCAAGUUCUGCAGCUUUGGCCAUGAAGUUUGAUCAGCCUCCGGUGCCAAAGCCGCGUUUGCAGAGCUCGCCGGCUCCACGGGCUGCAAACCCUUUCGCCCAGCGCGAAGUUGCAGCUAAGGCAAGAGUGGACACCCGCGCUGCAAACCCCUUUGCCCAGUUCGGGUCCCGCGAGGCAAGAGUGAGGCUUGGGCCAUACUGGAUCCAGAGUUCUAUUCAGGGCGAGCUCCGGGAAGUGAGAAGCAAAGUGACGCAGUUGCUGACACACUCUGCCAAAGCAUCUCCGUUCAGUGAGUUCAGCCCUCCGUCUAGAGACUCGUUGCUUGAAGCCACCAAGCAAGGUCAGGUAGAGAAGGAGCUCCGUGCACCGAGCCCAGUGGAUGUCUCGGUCCUUUCAUUUGAUCGUGGCAGCGGGCUUCUUUUUCAGCUGCCAUUGUCGGAGAAGGCCAUGGUCUUCACAGCCACGGAGAUAGGGACCACGUUACGCUGCAUCAGCACUUUGCCAAGGCAGUUGUCAGGAAACAUUGCGUUUUCCUUGGAUCCUGUGGAUCCGGAAAGCUGGCACGGCAAGCUGUCCAAUUCGCACUUGUACCAACGGAAGUGGUACUCGCACAGCGCUUUGAAUGAAAUCCCCCUGGGAUAUUGGAUGUGGCGGGCGGAUUGGAAGCUCAAACAGCUUGCUCAAGGAGUGGUUUAUGAUGAUGCCACGGGGCAACAGAGACCUCUCAAGUUGGGAGUCGAUGUGCCUCAGGACUUUCCGGAUGUCGCACAAGGAAGUACUGGAUGUGCCCGUUUGUGGAUCGUUUGCCGGAAGCUUGUCAGAAUGCCUUGGGGAAGAGACAGCAUCUUGAUUCAUCCAGAAGUGCAGAUGGGUGUCGAGGUCCGAGCGCAGCAGUUCAACAAGCUGACCAACAAAUACGAGGAUGUCGCUGAUGCACCCCACACUUCAGCCACGAAGAUCGCGCACUAUCUCAGCCGUCACUAUGACGCAGUCGCGCGCUUCGUGCCGGAACUGCAGCACUGCAAGCGUAUGGCAGUGCUUCUGGACAUUUCGCGCUGGCUGCUGGAGGGUCCUUUGCAAUCAAAGAGGUUGAUGUUGGAGAAGUGCAUCCCUCAGUAUGCAAUCCCAGAGGACUUUGCGGAUGACCGGGUCCCAGCCUUGCGCACCGUGCACGAGAAGGGCUUGAAGGAAGAGGGCGUGGUCAAGCGGCUGGACCAGGAGCUGGCCCUGAAAAAGGCCGAGUUCAAGAAGACCUGCGCCGAGAAGGAGGAGCGGCUCCGGUCCUUGCGCCUGGCCACGGAGCAGCAAAUGAGGAAGGUGGAGGCCGCCAAGCAGAGUGUUGACCGGUACAGCAGCGAAUCUGUGGAGGCGUGCAAUCUGGAGGUGCAGAGGUACAAUGCCCUCGUGGAAGCGCAGAAGUUGUCCGUGGAGUCCUACAACUCCGCGGUGGACGCGGGCAAUCGGAGGUUCUCCGCGCUGGUGGCGGAGCGGAACGCGGCGGCCGCGGCGUCCAACGCGGCGCGGAGCUCGUGGGUCUUCGUGGGCGGCGUGGAUUUGGCCCCGGCGGAGGCUCAGGAGCGGCCCGUGAAGUGCGAGGCGUGGGCGGUUCAGGAUCAGUUCCAGCAGUGGGGGAAAGGCCUUUGGAGCAGCCGUGAGAGUCAUGCCAUCCUGUUUCAGAAGCCGCGGAGUGGUGAGAAGGUGUCAUUGCUGCAAGAAGUCGUGGAGAAUAAUGCCAACCUCAGCGUUUUCCAACUAACAGCGCCUGCUGCUUGAUGCUGCUGAACGGUUGAAGCUUUCACAAGUUUUGUGGUAUCUGAUUGUAUCUAGGUUAGAAGGCACGCGGCAGUCCAGUCCGCCCGCACGUGGCCGCCUCGCGUAGUUCCAAGAUUCGUUGGACCUGCAAGGGUCGAGUACAGUUCGUUAUCUUGGUGCUAUCAGUAGUUAGUUCGACUCCCUUCCCCUUGUUUGUGCUCAAAGCACUUGUGUUCAAGGGAAUUAAAUGGAAUGCGCGUGUCAGUGCUCGCAGAUCAAA
This is a messenger RNA of Effrenium voratum, 2071 nucleotides long. Lineage: Eukaryota; Dinophyceae; Suessiales; Symbiodiniaceae. The record is from the annotation of a GenBank genome assembly.